This is a messenger RNA of Paramormyrops kingsleyae, 1755 nucleotides long. It is a transcript of the gene drc8, whose product is annotated as EF-hand calcium binding domain 2. The record is from RefSeq and is a predicted model, not a curated record. Gene Ontology annotation, molecular function: calcium ion binding. Lineage: Eukaryota; Metazoa; Chordata; Actinopteri; Osteoglossiformes; Mormyridae.
ACCGCUUAUCAGAGUAAAGUUAGCGGGACUUAAAUUAUCAUCUGAAAAACAGACUUACUGAAUGUAUAGCUUAUUUAUUUAUUUAACAUAAUGCGAGCUACUGUAAAUAUAAAUGUUGUAAAUAGCAUGCAAGUUCACUAGAACAUAAAAAAUUAAACGAGGCAUUUGCGAUACAUUCCUUAAUUUAAUAUUCAUAUUUGUAAAGGGCAACAUAAAUUCGUUGUUGUUGAAAUACGAAGGGAUAUGAGUAAUUAAAAUGGUUAAAAUUGUAAUAAGCAUAUUGCAUACAUUCAGUACAUUAAUUUGCAGGAAAAACAUAAUAAUUGCAAUAAUUUUCAGGAAGGAGGAGGCAAUUCCUGUUUAAAAACAUAGAUGAGAGCUAAAGUCAUGAUGGGCUACGCGAAAAGAUGUAUUCCAAUGCAGGUCCUACCUAUACUUGUGCAAAUUGAAAAUAAAGCGUCAUUUUUUGUUUAUUUCUUUACAUGAAAUAAAGUGUACUCAUUAAAUGCAGAGGACACAUUUUGUUGUUGUGGACUGUGUGCUGUGGUGUGUCAACAAUGACCACUGAUCACCGAAUUUUAAAUUAUAAAAUUUGUGUCGCUUUGACUUCUGAAAGCCGUUGCCUAGCAACAACAGACACCAAACAUGGCAGAAGAGAGGGAUAGCGCAGAAGCCCUAGUGUCUGAAAUCCACAAAAAAAUCACCGACGCCUUUGAAGUCUUUGAUCAUGAGUUUAACAAGACAGUUGACAUCAGAGAAAUUGGUACGAUUAUACGGUCACUGGGAUGCUUUCCUUCGGAGGGGGAAUUGCAUGAUAUAAUUGCGGAGGUUGAGGAAGAGGAGCCCACUGGCUAUAUACACUUCGAGAAGUUUCUCCCAGUGAUGACAAAGGUUUUAAUGGAACGCAAGUUUUGUCCCAUCCCUGAACAUCUUCUCAUGCAAGCCUUUGAGGUUUUGGAUCAGCAAAAGAAAGGCUUCUUGGAACCUGAGGAACUUAAAAAACAUCUAACUCAAGAAGGAGAGCCCUUCACCCGGGAGGAGAUGGAGGAAAUGUUUUCUGCUGCCCUGGAUCCUGACAAAAACGUUAUAUUCUACAAAGACUUUGUUAGCAUGAUGACUAUUGAGGAAACAUAGCUACAGAUUCUUCACUCUUAUUGUGCAACAACAGCAGCGGAUGACGAGGAACGCAUGCAUGUCUCCUGAGAAAGCAGAAAUACAAUUUUUAACCGACACAACACGCCUUUCGAUUUAUGUCCAUUCAGAAAACAGGUUUUUACCACAUUGUUGGGUACAUUUGGUCCCCACAAUGUAGUAUAAACAUAAUCCACACACAUACAGUGCUUGAAGCGGGCCGGUACCUUUUUGUUUUUCUCUAACUUCAAUGUUGUACCGGGGAAGUUUUUUUUUGCAUAUUAGCACCUCUCAUAUUCUAUCGGUAGUGAAGCGAGUGAAAAGGGCACUUGUUUUUUUCACACUUCAAGCACCGACCUAACUCUGUGUGUGUGUGUGUAUCCCCAGACAAAUAUCUGCACAGCAUAACAUAUUUUCACUACUGAACUGAUUUAAACUUAAGUUAAUUUGGUCCACAUGAUCAACAUCACUUUUCCCAGGCAGAUCCAGGACUUCCACGCCGUAGGGGUAGAGAUUACUGUGAAAGCAUGCAGCUGUUUGUAAAGUACAAGAUAUGGUAUUUACAGCACCAGGACAAGUGCGAGUGGUUCAAGCAAAAUGCCUAUUAAAAAUCUACUAUAACAA